Nomia melanderi (Alkali bee) is the source of this 1692-nucleotide messenger RNA. NCBI's taxonomy places the organism in Eukaryota, Metazoa, Arthropoda, Insecta, Hymenoptera, Halictidae. The record is from RefSeq and is a predicted model, not a curated record.
AAAAAGUUAUUUUGUAUAAUACUAUAAAAACAACAACAAUCAUGCCAGGUAGCAAGAGAAAUAUGUUGACUUUGAAACAACGGCUAGAAAUUUUGAAACGCUUAGAGGAAGGUGCAACUGCGAAACAAGUUUCUUCUUUCUAUAACUUACAUGUAGCCACUGUCCGCAAGAUUAAAUACAAUGCUAUACAAUUACGUCGUUAUGCAGAGCAAGCAGGAUCUUCUAAUAAAAUAAGAAUGCGAAGACCAAUGAAUGAAGAAUUAGAAGGUCGGCUGUAUACUUGGUUUUUAGAAAGAAGAACAAUGGGUGAUCAUAUUAGCAAUCGAUUACUUCGUAAAGAAGCAACAAACAUAAACAAAGAAUUAGGGGGUCCAAUAACAUUUAGAGCAAGUGAAGGCUGGUUAUCUAGAUUCAAAAUUCGUUAUAGGAUUAAUAAUACACAUACUCAUGAAGAUACAAAUGAUGAAGCAGCAGCUUCAACAUUUUUAGAUGAUUUAAAAAAUAUUAUAUAUGAGCAAGACAUUGAUCUUGAUAAUCUUUAUAAUAUGGAUGAGACAGGAUUGGCAUGGAAAUCUCUUCCUAAAAAAACAUUGGAUCAUCUUAAUGGAAAAAAAGUUGAUGGUAAAUUAUUGAAAAAAUACCGCUUCACAAUGGGAAUCUGUUCUAAUGCUAGUGGCACUCAUAAACUUCCUUUACUAAUAAUUAAUAAGUAUGCAUCGCCAAGAGCACUGAAAAAUUGCAAAGAUCAUCUACCAGUUGUCUUCAAAUCUCAAACAAAUGCUUGUAUGAAUAAAAAGCUGUUUUUGGAUUGGUAUGAAAAUGAUUUUAAAACAUCGGUUAAGAAACAUCAAUUAGAGAAUGGUACGUGUGGUCCAGUACUUUUAAUUGUGGAUGAUUCUAAAGUUCAUAGUUUACCACCAGAAGUUUUACAGGAUGAAAGGUUUAACGUUAUCUUUUUACCACCAAAUACAUCAUCACUUAUCCAACCUAUGAAUCAGGGCAUAAUUGAAAAUAUAAAAAGUAGUUUUCGACAUAAGAUGUUACAAUUAAUUUUGAGUUGUCCUGGUGGGAUUCAUCAAUUUUUUAUAGAAUACAAUUUAAAAGAAGGUAUCGAACUUCUAAAUCAAACAUGGAUGAGUAUUACGCCUUGUGUUAUUAAAAAUGCAUGGAACAAACUGUUGCAACAAGUUCCUGAAAAUGAUUCACUAUCCAAUGUAAAUAAUAUAGAGCAAUUAAAUAAUUGUAAAUUACAAGAAAGCAUUCAAGCAAUAAUGGGUGGAAAUAUUGCUCUCAGCGAAGUGGAAGAGUGGUUGUCCACAUGUGCAGAAAUGGAAGAUGAAACUGUUGAAGUUAAUGAAGAAAAUAUUAAAGAGGAAGACAGCUCUGAGCUUUCACUUAAAAGUGAUUCAUUCUUGGAUAAGGAAAAUGUGGAGACAAUGUUCGAACAAUUAAUUCUUUGGUCUAAGAACGAACCAAAACAUAUUCGAUUGCAAGUGCAGUAUUUAAAAAAUUUUCAUUAUAAAAAUUAACCAGUAUUCUACUAAUAUAGAAAAGUAAGCUUUUUCCAGGAUUAUCUUUUUAUCAUUGAAAACAGUUUACUGUUUUGUUUGGCAAGAAUAAUUAUGAAUAAUAUUAUUCAUAAGAUGUAUGAAUCAAUCUUUCUAAAUCAAUAAUAUAAAAUAGUGUGAAAAA